GCCUUGCCUCCACCACCUACAUGGAAGUAAUGGAAUGGAUGAAGCAGGAGGAGCGUCUUGGGCACCCUGUGGACAUCUUAUGCCUGCAGGAGACCUCGUGGCGCGAAGACAAUGAGUAUGUCACAGGAGGCGACAGCCCCGCUGCGCGUUGGUUUGCUGUGCACAGCGGCAGCAAAGAGAAGGCGGGCAUCUUGGUCCUCAUCAGGGCCAAUCUUGUGCAGGCGGAUCUGAUCAGACAUACCGUGCUCGUUGCAGGUAUCUCAACUCCUACAGCAACGCGCAACGGUGUGGAGGGCUAUGUCCAAGUGGAUCUCUCGGGUGUUGUCCCUAGAGAGGAGUUCCAACAGCAGGACCAAGCGGAGCUUCAACAGCUACUCCGACAGGCUGACGGCCGUGUGCUCAAUUCCUGGUCGCAUCAAG
Molecule: messenger RNA, 420 nt
Organism: Symbiodinium necroappetens
Lineage: Eukaryota; Dinophyceae; Suessiales; Symbiodiniaceae
Source: the annotation of a GenBank genome assembly